CGGCGGCUGCAGAGAGCCUGGGAGGAGGAGGCGGGACGCGGGAGGAGGCGGCGGCGGCGGCGGCGGGCGGAGACGUGAAAGCGGCAGCAUGUCGGCCGGCGGAGCGCCAGUCCCGCCGCCCCCGAACCCUGUCGUGUCCUUCCCGGCGCCCCGGGUCACCCUGCCUGUUGGCCCCGACAUCCUGAGGACCUAUUCCGGCGCCUUCGUCUGCCUGGAGAUUGUGCUUGGGGGGCUCGUCUGGAUUUUGGUUGCUUCCUCCAAUGUUCCUUUACCUCUGCUGCAAGGAUGGGUCAUGUUCGUGUCUGUGACAGCUUUCUUCUUUUCCCUCCUCUUCCUGGGCUUGUUCCUCUCUGGUACAGUGACUCAGAUUAAUGCCAACUGGAACUUCCUGGAUUUUGCCUACCAUUUUACAGUGUUUGUCUUCUACUUUGGAGCCUUUCUGCUGGAAGCAGCAGCCACCUCCCUGCAUGACCUGCAGUGCAACACAACCAUGGCUGUGUGGCCUCUCCUGGACGACAACCAGUACAACAUCAAUGUGGCAGCCACAAUUUUUGCCUUUAUGACAACUGCUUGUUAUGGUUGUAGCUUGGGUCUGGCUUUACGAAGAUGGCGACCGUAACACUCCUUGGAAACUGAUAGUCUUGUGCUAAUUUCAUUUGUCUACUUAAUAUGUCUGAUCACUUUGAAUGCCAUUUGUCCAGAUGUAACAUUCCAAGCAUAUUUCCUUAGUACAGAGAGAACCUAAGCGAAAGCUGGUGUUCGUUACAUGGGUGGAAUUUUAACUUUAUUAUGUUAGAAAAGUAUUCUUUCAUUUCAUGUCUCUUUCUUUUCUUUUUAAAGAAAGUUUUACUAUAUCCAUAAAAUACACAGACACUCUUCACAAAAAAAAAAAUAGAACUCCUCUGUUUGGUUGUUAAGUCACCUUAACCUUAAAAAGAAUAAGUAAAUCAAUCAUAAACAGGCUUUUCAUUUAAUACUAUCUUUAAUGUAAAACAGGAAUUGAUACUCUUUCUAUAAAAGGGUCAGGUGGCACAUAUGUAGGCUUAAGAGGUCAUAUGGUCUCUGAAGACUGUUCAAUUCUAUGGUAGCUCAAAAGCAGCUAUAGACAACAUGUAAAUAAAUAAAACUUUAUUUACAAGGGGAGAGCAAGGCUGGAUUAGGCCCACAGGCUACAGUUUUAUCAACUACUUCCAUGAAAACCUUAGGUGUUCUGCAUUUUAUUGAACUAAUCAUGAAAGUUUAUAAACCCCAUUAGACAAGCUGCAUAAUAUAUUUAGUCUCAUUAUGCAAUAAUAACAUUGCCUUUUGUUAAUGGUCAGAUACUUACCCUUGGAAGGGCAUAUAGUUUCUUAUGCUAACCCCAGCAGAGCCUUCAGUAUAGAGAAAAAUAAUGUAUGAAAUAAAUCCCAUUUGUUUAAUCAAACUAAUAGCUUAGCAACACUCUCAUAUGAGAGUGCAUAAGCCAGGGUCCCCAGAGACCUUUAAUCACUACUGGAACUGGUAUCCAGCUACUGAUAUCUUGCUUUAGUUUAUUUAUGCUUUAGAAUAUGGUUGUUUGCCCUGUGCAUGAAUAUAUAAAUAUUUAUGUAUGUAAAGCUUUUCCAAAUAGCUCUCUAAAGAGUUAACUUUUUACUGAUUGUUUUUCCAUUACUUUCUGAGUUAAAUUCGAGUAGAAUAUUAAAUGUCAUAAAGCUAGAGAUUCUUGCGUGUCUUGAUAAUAGCCCAGAUAUCUAUGUUGUUUUUGCAUUUGUGACAAAGUUGGCUUUGAAACAAUAGCUAGCAUAAAAGUGGGCUCUGACUAAAUAGUACAGAACACAGUCUUAACCCUCCUACCGACACUGGGUAUGACAACGUACCAAAAAAAUGGCUUAAAUGAAAGAACAAGUUAGGGUUAGGCCACAGUUCCUACCACCUUCUCCAUGCUUAGAACUCCCUUGUUACUCUAGCAGAGCUGCCUCUGGAAAGGGGAUUUUGGAUUGGUUUAUUCUUUCAGCAUACAGCUUCCUAGCUGGUACAUCACCAGUUUCUUAGCUGGUACAUCACCUACAAGUGCCAUGUGCAAGUUGGAAUAUUGGAUUUCAUGGAACAGAAAAGUUGUGACUGAAUAGCAUGACCAGUGCCCGGUGCUCUAAGGCUUUUAUCUAAUAUUCUCCUGGAAGAAGAACCUUAUCAGAACUCGGUUGGAGAUACAGAUAUAAAGAAAGAUGAGAUAUAUUUCAGUAUGUGGCUUGAAGAAAUCAGUCUUAAGGUUUUAUAUUUCUGUCAUGUCUUUUCUAUAAUACCUGGUGUCCUUGAUUUUUCUAGCUCCAUACCACACAUCCAAUCCUGUAUUAUGAAUUAUAUAUUAUGAAGUUAUAAAUGUGCCAUAAAGAUAUGUUAUGCAUUCUACUAGGAAUUACUAAAAGGUAGUGGUAUUAUUAUGGAAUUUAGUUGUGAGAUUUAUUGUUUGCCAAGGCAUAACAGGCCAUGCUGGGUGGUAUUAACUUAAAUGAUUUCAUUCGAAUGUAUUGGUGACACUUUUGUAAAUGAAUUACUUCUAGAUUAUUAAGAACCACACCCAAAGCUCAGUAACUGUGAAUACUUAGAUUUGUAGAUUGACUGCAUUCUAGAGUCAUGAACUGAGUGACAAAGAGUUUGAACAAAAAAUAUGGCCUUUAAGAAUCUCUUUACAUAUCUUAGCUGUAAAAAUGAGAAAGUAUUGGUUGGUCUUAAAAUUCUGAUAACUCCAUGAUGACAAGAAAUUUAUUUUAUAAGCGUUAUGACUAAUAAAGUAUUCAUUUGAUAA
Nannospalax galili (Upper Galilee mountains blind mole rat) is the source of this 2785-nucleotide messenger RNA. RefSeq names its product mal, T cell differentiation protein 2 (gene Mal2). Gene Ontology annotation, molecular function: structural constituent of myelin sheath. The coding region runs from base 89 to 619 and encodes 176 amino acids. Gene Ontology annotation, biological process: myelination. Lineage: Eukaryota; Metazoa; Chordata; Mammalia; Rodentia; Spalacidae. The transcript is spliced from 4 exons. The record is from RefSeq and is a predicted model, not a curated record. Gene Ontology annotation, cellular component: membrane.